This is a messenger RNA of Hevea brasiliensis (rubber tree), 2327 nucleotides long. Its product is annotated as AAA-ATPase At3g50940-like. The transcript is spliced from 2 exons. The coding region runs from base 115 to 1428 and encodes 437 amino acids. Gene Ontology annotation, molecular function: ATP binding; ATP hydrolysis activity. Lineage: Eukaryota; Viridiplantae; Streptophyta; Magnoliopsida; Malpighiales; Euphorbiaceae. The record is from RefSeq and is a predicted model, not a curated record.
UUCUUCCUAGAAAUUCCAUUUGCAAUUUAAGCGACAGAUAUGCAAAAUCCUUCUCCAAGAACUGUAUUAUCCUCAUAAUCUGAUAUCAGAACCUCCUUUCUCAAGUUCUUGAAAAUGUUGUCCCUCCAAAAUGGACAAAAUACAAAAAAUUUUCUCAUCACAAUAUCCACCCUCGCUGCUUCCACAGUUCUUGUUCACAGCAUUUCCAAAAUUUUCAUGCCUUACAGAAUCCGAAGAUUCAUCUUCCCCAAUCUCCAUAGCCUUUCCUGUCAUCCCUUCUCCUCUCAAUUAAACACUAUAGUUAUAGAAGAAUAUAAAGAGCAUCACCUUAACCAAAUGUUUCAGGCUGUUAAUGCCUAUUUGACCUUCAUAGUGAACACAUCAAAUGGCAGAGAGAACCAAGCUGAGCAAGCCAUUGGUAAAGAUCAGGAAAUACCUGAUGUUUUUCAAAAUGUACAGGUAAGUUGGAAAUUGGUUUUUACAAAGAUUGGAUCCUUCGACAAUAGGAUUCAAUAUGCAACUGCUGAAUCCGAAAUAAGAUCCUUUGAGCUAACUUUUCAUGAGAAGCACAGAGAGACAAUGCUGAAUUCAUACUUACAUUACAUUUUGGAGCAUAGAGAAGCGAGAAAGAUUCAAAAGUUUCAGCUGUCUUGUUAUCGUCCCUUGAACUGGCAGCCUGAUGACACAUUUGAUCACUCAAUGACAUUCAAGACCCUUGUAUUGGAUUCAGAGCUUAAGAAAGCAGUGUGGGACGAUUUCAACACCUUCGUGAAUGCCAAGGAGUUCUAUGGAAGGAUUGGGAAAGCAUGGAAACGGAAUUACUUGUUAAAUGGUCCUCCUGGCUCUGGCAAAUCAAGCUUGAUUGCAGCCAUGGCUAAUCACUUAAACUAUGACAUCUACGAGCUAGAUCUGGCAGUUUUUCCAUCCGAUUUUAAUUAUAACUUUUUCGUGGAUAGAAUCCCUAAUCGAUCUGUACUUGUGAUAAAGAAUGUUGAUUGCAGAAUUGAGCAACCAGAGAACCCUGAUCAAAAUGAGGAAAUGCUACUCCAUUGCACGGAUGGACUUUGGUCAUGCUGUGGCAAUGAACGUAUCAUAAUUUUCACUGCGACUCACAAAGAAACGGUUAGUCCAGCUCUAUUAAGGCCUGGUCGCAUCGACAUGAACAUCCACAUGCCGUAUUGUAGCAUCUCUACAUUCAAGCAAUUAGCCUUCCAUUAUCUUGAAAUUCAACAUCACGAGCUUUUUCGAGAGAUUGAAGGGCUCCUAGAGGAAGCUGAAGUGACCCGGGAAGAAAUCUUAGGAGAGCUGAAGAAGAAUAGUGAUGUGGGAGUUUCUUUCCAAGGUCUUGUUGAAUUCCUUCAUAGAAAGAAAUUGAAGAUGGAUGAGGCUGAAACUAGCACGAGAGUAGAUGCCAAAGAAUGGAAUUAGCUGGGAGAGAGAAGAAAACCAUUAAUACGGUGACUUAAUUAUAUGUUGAAUUUCAUCAAUAGGCCAUUGUUUGUGGGUGGCCUAAAAUGGCUUUUGUGUAGGCCAUUAUUAGGCAUUAGAUUUGUUGGUUGAUCAAUGGGUUUUCACACUAAGACAGCGCAAAUUAGGUUGCCCUUUGCCAAAUCCAAACAUUUUUAUGAGCCUAUAAUGAUUUCUCUGCUAUUAAGCUCCAGAGGAGAGUAAUAAAUUUUUAAUUAUUUAUUAAAAAAAAAACUUGGACGCAUAUUACAGUUAACAUACAUUAUAAUGCAAGGAAUUAAGUUUUUUUUAAAACUUAUGUAUUUGCAAUUUAUUUUAAUAUGUUAUUUAUAUAUUUUAGUUUUGCAAUAAUUAUGUAAUAAUAUUAUUUUAAUAUAUGUAUUUUCUUUUUGUAACUGGUCCAACCGUUACUCCAAUCGGAGUCCUCUCCACUCAUGGACAUGAUUCAAGCUUAAUUUCCAAAAUCACAAAUAAUUUUCUUUCCUUCUUCAGCACAGAUGAAUUCUACAGUUUCCAGGCAUCCACCAGGUCCAUGGCCCAUCUAAGAGAGAGAGACUUGUAAACAUGUUGAUUAGCAUGUCUUUUACCAUCUCUUCUUGUCAUGAGAGAUUGAACAAUAGAGCUCUUGUACCUUAUCCCUACCACUGUGCCCACGAAAUCUUGUCCAAGAUUCGACUGAUGAGUAUGAAUCUCCCCAAGUCUCACACUCUCCCAAAGUCUGCAAGGAACUGUAUCGAGGUUGACAAUGAUGAUGGGAUGAAGGAUUUGACAGGGAUUCAAAUUGAAGGGUGGAGAUGGUAGGGAGAGCCAUGCUACAGCAAAGGAAUUCUGGAUUGAAUUUUUCAAGGUUGAUUUUGUUA